CUCGUAUAGUCGUAUUCGUCCCCCCCGCUCCUCUCUCUCUCUCUCUCUCUCUCUCUCUCUCCAACCUCUUCCGUCGCCGGGAUCUCCACGGACGAUGCGCCAUCGCCUCCCCCAUCUCGGCCACUACCUACGCCCUCUCCUCUGAGAAAAUCGGUGAGCAAUUCCGGUAGUUACCAAGUCCACCUUACCUUAUUCAUCAAUCGCCAAUGGAUCGCCAAGCUCAUGAAUAUGCAGCUGCAAUGGCCUUUGCGCAGCAACAGCAGCAACAGGCCAACAUCCAGCAGCAGCAGCAGUUUGGUUUUCGCCCGCAGACUCAACAGUUCCCUCCCCAAGUCCACGGCCCCCCCUUCGUUCCGCCCCUCCAUCCAUCCCUCCAGCAAUUUCCCCCGUACCCUCACCACUUGCCUCAGCAGCAACAGUUCUAUCCUCCCCACCCCCACCCCCUCCCACAUAUCCAACAGCAGCAGCCCCCGUACGGGCCCCACCCGCCCGCGCAUCUCAUGCCUUCUUCUUCCACUUUCAUGCACCCCUUUGAGUCGGCUCCCCCUCCGCCUGCUGUGCCACCCCCUUCUGAUCCCGAGCUCCACAAGCGGAUCGAUAAGCUGGUCGAGUAUUCCGCCAAGAACGGUCCUGAAUUCGAAGCCAUGAUCCGUGAGAAGCAACACGAUAAUCCUGAAUACAGCUUUCUCUUCGGUGGUGAGGGGCAUGGUUACUAUAGAUACAAACUAUGGUUGUCUACUAGACCGCCUGGUUCCCCUUUCAAUCCCACUUAUGCUGCCCAUAGUCCCUUGAUGAAUCCGUCUUCGAUGAAUGCGUCUCCCUUAGGUGCACCAGGUGGCCCUCCAGCUUCCAUGCUAGGGGGACCUCAAAUGUACCCGCAUUCUUACCCUCCCUUUUAUGAUCAGCAUCAGCAAACGCCACUGUUUGUCGGUCAAGGUCAGAUUGAUUAUGAUUCUUCAAAUAAGCCCUUUAAGGGCUUAUCUGGACCGCUUCCAUCUGAUGUGGCAGCAGAACUUAACAGCGUGCUUACUAACCUUAGUGGGACGAAGGAAUCAAUAAAGGGAGCAAAGAUGUGGUUUGUGCAAAGGUCACCUUUUGCUCCAGCACUGGCAGAGGCCCUUCGGGACAGGAUUUUCACUCUAGAUGAUUCUGAGAGGCAGCUCCACAUUAUUUUCCUAGCCAAUGACAUUCUUUUUGAGAGUUUGCAAUGCCGAAUUAAUCCUCGAGAUCUUGACAAUGAGGCUCUUGCAUUCAAGCCUGUUUUGGGUUCCAUGCUUGCGAGGAUCUAUAACAAUCCCCACAACAAAGAAGCGAACCAGCCUCGGCUUGAAAAGAUUUUGCAGUUCUGGGCUUCCAAGGAGGUUUUUGACCCGGAAACUAUAGCUAGCCUUGAGAGUGAGAUGACUGGUGGGCCCCCAUUACCCUCUGGACAGAGGGAAGCAUCGGCCGCUUCAGACCCCUCAACAUUUGCUGGAUUACAGCUAACAUCUCAACAACAAGAGAAUGAGAAGCAAUCAGCUUCUGUUUUAGCUUCGGCUGGUAUUCAUCCCUUGGCAGGCCAGACUCCUUUCCCAGGUUCUUUACCAAUCCAGCCAUCCGUGCCCACUCAACAAGCCCUAAACCCUCAUCUCCAACCCAGUCUUGUACCCAACGCACCGGAUCAAGAUCCCCCACCAUAUCCGCUAUUUCCCCCUGGCCUCAUUCCUGGGAUGGUUCGAAAGAUGCAGAUCGGCAGCGGCGUACCUUACUCCCCCAUGAGUCCUCUCGAUAUCCCAACCAUUAUCCCACCGUCCACUGUGCCGCCGUCGGAGAUUCUGGAAUGUGUCUCAAAGUUUUUUAAGGAGAUUGGAGAGGUAAACCCAUCAGAGGGGCCGAUGAAGGGGGCCAGGGGAGCCGAAUCGAAUGAAGAUGAUGAGUACGACCAGGAGUAUGAUCGGGAUUCUUUAGUUCGCAAGGGUGGGGCAUGCAUUCCCCCACCUCCCAACUUGCAGGUGGACCCCGAGACCGGAAUGUACGCCGACGGGAGCGUCGAUCGGAAAUCAAGCGGCUCUGGCCGGCUGGGUCUUGGCGCCACUGCGAACCCUAAUGAGGUGAGCCAGUACGACGAUGUGUACUCUUCAUACCGCAAGCAGAGAAGCACCAGCUACCAUACUUCUAUGAGUGCUAGGGCAGCAGCUAGGUGACGGGAAAUAUUUGCUGAAGAUCUUUUUCUGACUUGGUAAUCAUGCUACUUAGAUGAAUCAUGUAAACUCAACAUAAAUCGACUUGUUGUUGUUUCAUCUUUGUGGGUAGAAUGGACUUAAGAUAGGUCUACUUUUGGCCCCACAAUUGGAAACUUUUGCUUUCUUUAUCGGUUUCCUACAGUAAGAAGCAUUUUAAUAGUAAUGCGCGGCCUCUGGUUUCGAGUAUCA
Molecule: messenger RNA, 2411 nt
Organism: Ananas comosus (pineapple)
Lineage: Eukaryota; Viridiplantae; Streptophyta; Magnoliopsida; Poales; Bromeliaceae
Product: calcium homeostasis endoplasmic reticulum protein
Exons: 4
Coding region: 207-2183 (658 amino acids)
Biological process (GO): intracellular calcium ion homeostasis; RNA processing
Cellular component (GO): perinuclear region of cytoplasm
Molecular function (GO): RNA binding
Source: RefSeq, a predicted model, not a curated record